AUGGCCAUGCCUCCGUUCCAACACACACCUGGGCACUGGUCCUCAUCUCACGUCGAUGUGCCUCAAACGCGGGCAACUGCCCAAGCUUUGACUUCCGCCCUUAGCGGGCGCGACACAAGCCAGAUUGAGUUGCAAGGGUAUCAAGCUGCGGUACGAUGCUCGUUUCUGAUGACGGGUUCCAAGUUUGGGAACGCUGUGCAAUCGACGGGUGUUGUAACAUGUGUUGUACUCUACAUCAUCUACAUCCAGUACACCACAUCGGCUGCCAUGUGCUGUGGUGAUCAUUUGUCCGUUCGGGCUUGGGACCUCGAUGAAUCCGUGUCAGGAUCUGGUUCCGUCCGCGUGUCUCGUGGCGGACGUCAUUCGAAGACGACUGUCCUUGCGAUAUCAAAAUCGGGCUUCAAACCUGUUCUAUGGCUCAUCCUGAUGACAAACAGCAGUGGGCGGACACCCAUGUUUGGUCGCACUGAUUGUGGCCUUCUUCGCAUGCUCUCCGCUUUCCGUCGGAUGCAGUGCCACGACAGACCGUCUUUCUUUCAUGCUGCGAUUGUGCACGAGCAAACACUGGUAUCAAUAUGUGGACAUGUCACCAUCACUAAACAGGCAAGGUCGAUGACAGAUCAGCCUUACGCCGACCUCUGGUGCUUGCCUCGUCUAUCGUUUGUGUCUGUGGGCAAGCUAGAUUGGUGCAGAUCUCGACCAAACAAACCCUUCCUAGACCCUCGGGGCUUCCCAGGUGCAGUACGCUCCGAAUUCAUCGCCUAUGCAGCCUCUGUAGCCGUGCUGCGCGACGAAGUAUGA
Molecule: messenger RNA, 801 nt
Organism: Dissoconium aciculare CBS 342.82
Lineage: Eukaryota; Fungi; Ascomycota; Dothideomycetes; Mycosphaerellales; Dissoconiaceae
Exons: 3
Coding region: 1-801 (266 amino acids)
Source: RefSeq, a predicted model, not a curated record